AUGGCGGCAGCGAAGGGGAGCCUCUGGGUCAGGGCCCAACUGGGGCUCUCGCCGCUGCUGCUGCUGCUGACUAUGGCCCUGACCGGAGGCUCGGGGACCGCUUCGGCUGAAGCUUUUGACUCGGUCUUGGGUGAUACGGCGUCUUGUCACCGGGCCUGUCAGUUGACCUACCCCUUGCACACCUACCCCAAGGAAGAGGAGUUGUACGCAUGUCAGAGAGGUUGCAGGCUGUUUUCAAUUUGUCAAUUUGUGGAUGAUGGAAUUGAUUUAAAUCGGACCAAAUUGGAAUGUGAAUCUGCAUGUACAGAAGCAUAUUCCCAAUCUGAUGAGCAAUAUGCUUGUCACCUUGGUUGCCAGAAUCAGCUGCCAUUCGCUGAAUUGAGACAAGAACAACUCAUGUCCCUGAUGCCAAAAAUGCAUCUACUCUUCCCUCUAACUCUGGUAAGGUCAUUCUGGAGUGAUAUGAUGGACUCUGCACAGAGCUUCAUAACGUCUUCGUGGACUUUUUAUCUUCAAGCUGAUGAUGGAAAAAUAGUUAUAUUCCAGUCUAAGCCAGAGAUCCAGUAUGCACCACAGUUGGAGCAGGAGCCUACAAAUUUGAAAGAACCGUCACUAAGCAAAAUGUCCUCAGAUCUUCAUAUGAGAAGUUCACAUGCACAUAGGAACUAUCUUGAAGAUGGAGAACGGGAUGGUUUUUUAAGAUGUCUCUCUCUUAACUCCGGGUGGAUUUUAACCAUGACUCUUGUCCUCUCCGUGAUGGUAUUGCUCUGGAUUUGUUGUGCAACCGUUGCUACAGCUGUGGAGCAGUAUGUUCCCUCUGAGAAUGCAAUAGAAAAAGAGAGAAAAGAAGAAAGGAGGGAAAUUUGAAGAAUGGUAUGGAUUGGCAGAGACAGGAGGGUGGACAAUAUUCCCAGGUACAGACAAGAAUAAGCUACUAUCAGGGAAGGACUGUAAGCAGCUGACUUGAUUGAAGGAACUUAAAUUAGGAAAUUAAACCAAAUGAAUAAAGUUAGACAGGAUUGGGAAGAACGUUGAAUUGUGGAAGUGUUAGACAAUGGGUAAAUUUCUGUAGAACUCAUCUGUUUAUGACAUGAUCUGAACAUCCUUUUGCUAAUUACCUAUUUGUGUUCUUGUUUAGUUCUGAUAUCCAUAUUUUAAUCAUUUUAUUGUUCCUGAUAAAGUUGAAAUUACACAUCUUACAUAGGAUUGCCUUUGCCUAUUACUUGCUUUUGAACUGCCCCAUGUACUCUAAAUCCUCAUGACAACAAAGCUACAAACGCAGAGUAGUAAAUCUUUAUUGACACUGUGGUACUUUAUUCCUUCCAUUAGCACAAUUCCUUCUCUUUACUUCUAGGAUGCCCCUUGUAAAAGAAAGAUACGCGUAGAGAUUGGUGUGGUUAUUUCCUGGAAAGAUUGAAUUACUGGCCUCAGGUGGAAUUUACCUUGAUAAAAUCACCACUACCUGGCUUCUGGUUCCCAGGACUACUGACUAAUGUUGAGCAUUUUCUGCUGGACACCGUUCUAAGCAUUUUAUAUGAAUUAGCUCAUUUAGUCCUUUCAGUAACUCUGUGAGAUGGCUACUAUUAUUAUCCUCUUUUCCAGAUAUGAAAACUGAAAGAGAGAAUGUAUUAUUGCCCCAGUGUCACAUAACUAGUAAGUGGUAGAACCAGAAUUUAAACCCAGGUCAUCUGACUCCAAAGCCAGUACCCUUAAGUUUUUUAGUUAACCUGGAGUGAUCACUAGGGAAGUUGAUUAUGUUACUUGUAUCAGGAGCUCAUCUUCUGUGUAACCUCUUUUGACACUAGGAAGUUGAACACCACUGGGACCACAUGUUUCAUGUUUUUGAGCCAGGAUGCUCAAACUCUCUUACUGAAACAGUUCUUAGAUGGACAUUUCAUGGUUUUUCCUCUCUUAUCUCCUUACUUGACUUAUGGAAUUGAUCUCCUCUUCUGGUGUUGUUUAGACAUAACAGUGCUUCACAUUGUGGUUUUGGUUACAUCUUACAGACCUGGGGAUCUGUCCCUCCCUUUCAGAAUACUCUUGGUCUUUUUCUUCCUUUUAGAUGUUGUCUCUGCUGUGAUAAAUUUUGUCUUGAUUGUAUAGCUUUAAUUCUGUGAGAAGCUCUUUCCCCUUAUUUCCAAGUUGUUUGUAGAACACCUCGUUGUUCCCACAUAUGCCCAGGCCCCUGGAUCAUAAAGCCUAAAGCAUCAGAACCACACGUGGAGUCCUGUUGGCAGCUAUUACAUUCCCUCCUGAUGUCUGCAUAUGGGUGUCACUUUCUUUCCCCUCUCUAGAACUCUUCUUCCUGUCCUUAACAAUCAAAAGUAUGGUGACACCCUCAAAGAGCCUAUGCUUUCCUAAGAUACAUCUUCUAGAAAAAUAUAUCGAAAACACUUAAUUGAAUUCACUGCUUUUAGGCUUUACUUUGUAUCUGAAACCACACUUUAGCUAAGUAAUAAUGUUUUUUCAACUGUAUUUUUUUUUUUUUUUUCUGUAUGUGGGCCUCUCACUGUUAUGGCCUCUCCCGCUGCGGAGCACAGGCUCCGGACACGCAGGCUCAGCGGCCAUGGCUCACGGGCCCAGCCGCUCCGCGGCAUGUGGGAUCUUCCCGGACCGGGACACGAACCAGUGUCCCCUUCAUCGGCAGGCAGACUCUCAACCACUGCGCCACCAGGGAAGCACUCAACUGUAUUUUUAAUUAUAAAAAUUCUACAUACUUGAGAUAGAAUUUAUAAAGUUAUAUAUAAAGAAGCAGGAAAAAAAAUCACUCAUCCAGAACUAUUUCAUAUUGCCAUUUUAGUGGAUUUCUUUUCACAAUUGAAAACUGUAUAGGACUUGCCUGGCGGCGCAGUGGUUAAGAAUCCGCCUGCCAAUGCGGGGAACAUGGGUUCAAGCCCUGGUCCGGGAAGAUCCCACAGGCUGUGGAUCAACUAAGCCCAUGUGCCACAACUGCUGAGUCUGCGCUCUAGAGCCCGCGAGCCACAACUGCUGAGCCCAUGAGCCACAACUACUGAGCCUGCGUGCCUAGAGCCCACGCUCCGCAACAAGAGAAGCCACCACAGUGAGAAGCCCGUGCACCACAAUGAAGAGUAGCCCCCGCUCGCCACAACCAGAGAAAGCCUGUGCACAGCAAGAAAGACCCAACACAGCCAAAAAUAAAUAAAUUAAUUAAUUAAAUAUAUUUUAAAAAAAAAAACGUUGUAUUAACUGGGACUUCCCUGGCCAUCCAGUGGUUAAGAGUCCAUGCUUCCAUUGCAGGGGUGUGGGGUCAGUCCCUCGUAGAGGAACUAAGAUCCUGCAUGCCUCACAGCACAGCCAAAACAAAAAGGAGAAAAAACAAGCUGUAUAAACUAUUUCAAUAUUAAUGUUUUGUUUCUUAUUGUAAAAUAUAGCAGUGUAAAUACUCCUUCCCUGGUAUUUUCUCCUUUAUUUAUUGUAAAAGUAGCUGAGAAUUUAGCAUUAGGAAAUUAUUCAGAUUUUCUUAAUCAAAAGCCACCUAUUUUAAACUUUACUUUCAUAAAACCUUUUCAUUGAUUUUAUUAUUGGAACAUAAGUUACUUCUGACCCCUCUCCAUAGUAAUAUGAGACUCCACGUUAAGUAAUACAAGCAAUGAGCAAUGUUAUUUAUAUUUUGUUAUAUUAUUUAUAUAUAUAAUCCUAUGUGUUUAUAGGAAAUCAUAGACCUGCUGAGAGAAUGUUUCUCUUCAGUAUGGACCUGGUAUCUUGAGCUCAAACAUGAAAUAUAAAAAGCUUCCUUUUCAUUCACUACAAAUAAAGCUUAAAAUGGUGCUAAUAAGGGCCAGGAAUGUGGUCUUGGAAACUUAUGAGCAGCUUUAUUUUUUUUAUUUAGGAAAGUUCUGAAAUAAUUUAUCCUUAGCCUGUUUUGUAUAUAGUAGGUACUCAUCAUAUACCAUUUGAUAGUAAUGCCAGAAAGAGUUGGCAUUUGUUGAUCUUAAAGCAGUAUCAUUUUGAGUGACUUACAAAGAUUUUGAUCCUUUUUUCUCCACUGUUUUUCCCUGUUCUUUCACAUUUAUGAUGUUUUUUUGAAACUUCAUGAAACAAUGCUUUUCUCUUGUUGAGCUGUCUAUUUAAGAUAAUAAAGAGUUGUCAUUCAUAGUGGUCCUUGUCAGGCAGGUCAAACCUGACUUAUAAAAACAGGGUUCAGCAAUAUUGGAUAUUCCUUUCUAGAGACCAGGCAGCCUCAGAAAAUUGCCAAAGCCACAAAUAAUAAUACAAAUGCUGCCUCAGUGUUAUCUCAUUAUCUGUUUGCAUCCUUUUUUCUUACUUGUCAAGACCAUGAUCAUCUGAUUUCAAAUGGUUAGUUAAGAAAGGUUUUAGAAGACUUCAAAUAACAUUCAUGUUAGUAAAUCACAGACACUUAUGGAUAACAUAUGAUGUGCUAGGCCCUGUUCAAGAGAUUAGAGGUACAAUGAAGAAUAACAUGAAGGUGGAACAAAGCUGAAUGUUAAAGGCUGCAAUGACUCAAGAAGUAGGGUGGGGGCUUCCCUCAUGGCGCAGCAGUUAGAAUCUGCCUGCCAAUGCAGGGGACACAGGUUCGAUCCCUGGUCAGGGAAGAUCCCACAUGCUGUGGAGCAGCUAAGCCCAAGUGCCACAACUACUGAGCCUGCGCUCUAAAGCCCAUGAGCCACAGCUACUGAAGCCCGCGUGCCUAGAGUCCGUGCUGCACAAGAGAAGCCAUGACAAUGAGAAGCCUGUGCACUGAAACGAAGAGUAGCCCCCGCUCACCGCAACUAGUUAAAGCCCACGUGCAGCAACGAAGACCCAAUGCAGCCAAAAAUAAAUUAGGUUAAUUUUUUUAAAUAGUAGGUGAAACAUGUCUUAAACUAUAAUAAACAUUAUUUGUCUAAAAAAAAAAAGACCAAGAAUCUUGUUGUUUAGAAGCUUUAAGUCUCAAGAGAGACAAUCAGAAAACAAUGUAAAUGCCAUAGCUUUUUAAUCUAAAUUCUGUUAAGAAAAUGAGUUUUAGAUAAGAUUUAUGUACAUCUAAGAUUGCAUAACUGGUUAGUGGCAAAGGCAGGCCUAAAGCCCAAAUACAUACUAAUUGAGUUUAUUUUUAACUUUUAGAAGUAAUACGUGUGACAUAAAAUUGACUUCCUCUUCCUCACUUCUCAGAUAAACCAGUCAAUAGUUUUUAAAAAUUUUUCCAAGCAGUUGCCAUUUAAAAAUUUUAUCUUUUAUUUCUUGUUUUAUCAAUUUUAGACAUUAUCUGAUGUCCUCCUACUAAAGGAUGAGUUUAGUUCCCUUAUACUGUCUCACUUCCAUCUCUUCAGUUGCUGGGUUUUGGGUUUUUUUAAUAUAUAUAUAUAUAAAUUUAUUUCUUUUAUUUAUUUAUUUUUUGGCUGCGUUGGGUCUCCAUUGCUAUGCGCGGACUUUCUCUUAUUGAGGUGAGCAGGGGCUACUCUUCGUUGCGGUGCGCGGGCUUCUCAUUGGGGUGGCUUCUCGUUGCAGAGCACAGGCUCUAGGCGCACGGGCUUCAGUAGUUGUGGUACAUGGGCUCAGUAGUUGUGGCUCACGGGCUCUAGAGCACAGGCUCAGUAGUUGUGGCGCAUGGGCUUAGUUGCUCUGCAGCAUGUGGAAUCUUCCUGGACCAGGGCUUGAACCUGUGUCCUCUGCAUUGGCAGGCAGAUUCUUAACCACUGAGCCACGAGGGAAGCCCCCAGUUGCUGGUUUUUAUAAUGUAUAUUAUUAUUUUGUAUACAUUUAGUGAGUGCUUUACAAAUUUCUGUUGAUUCCUCAUUACUGCCUUUCCUUCUCCCUUUUUAUACUGUCUCAAUUUUCAUUAAUUAUUAUGAUUGUUGACAAUAAAAUAUACUCAUUCUUCUGUAUAUAUACUUUCAUAGGUUGAUCUGAAAAAUUAAAAUCCACUAGGCAGCAUUUACAAUAUUAUGAUUAUAUAAAUAUUCAAAGUAGAACACUGGUUCUAUUAAAACACUGGCAAAUAUAAACCUGAAUUACUUAAAAGUGUUCCCAGGAGGAUCUUCCAUAUAUCUCUGCUUAAUGGAACCCAUUUUUGUUUUGUUCUGGCUUUCUUCCCAUUUUCUAAGUCAUCUCAGUUGCUACUAUUUCUUGUAUGUUAUUUUCUUUCUUGAUUUCCUCUUUACUUUUGCUGGACCUCAUUAAGUAAUUUUUUUCAUAAAGGAUACUUGAGCAAUAAACUUCCCAAGGUAACACUUUUGAAAAUACCUCUGUUGUACCCUUGUAUUUGGUUAGUAAUUUGAGAAUACAGAGUAGCCACAGAAUCACUAAACAUACUGGUUAGAGGUUAUCCAUAUGCUCCCAUCCAUUUCCCUGCACGAAUUUUGCUCUUUCUCCCUGAUCUUCUAGAUAGCUUCUUCCAUAUAGAUGUUUGAAAUAAUUUAAACAGUUCCUGGUCACUGUUUCAAGGUUUUUAAAUGUUAAAUAGAGUUGUGAAAGUUUUUCUUUCAUUGUGCCCCAGAGCAAAUUAUCACAUGUUAAUUUGGGUUUUAAGGAGGCCUUAGUGUAUCAGAUCCAUGUCCAAUCCAUCAACCACUGAAUUUGUCUUGAAAAUAUUCUCUUACUGGAAAAGUGUCAGGUACUGGGCCACCUCCUUGGUGCAGGAUAGUUACUGCCUUGAAACAGUAGACAGCAGACCACAUCUGAAAUGUGUUCAAGUAAGCAGCCAUCAUGACAAUCACUUUUAGAACUUUUUUAUCACCCCAAAAAGGAAACUCAUACUAG
This is a messenger RNA of Orcinus orca (killer whale), 6720 nucleotides long. It is a transcript of the gene TMEM59, whose product is annotated as transmembrane protein 59. The coding region runs from base 1 to 867 and encodes 288 amino acids. Lineage: Eukaryota; Metazoa; Chordata; Mammalia; Artiodactyla; Delphinidae. Gene Ontology annotation, cellular component: late endosome; lysosome. The transcript has 8 exons. The record is from RefSeq and is a predicted model, not a curated record. Gene Ontology annotation, biological process: positive regulation of autophagy.